Messenger RNA from Lolium perenne, 938 nucleotides. The record is from RefSeq and is a predicted model, not a curated record. NCBI's taxonomy places the organism in Eukaryota, Viridiplantae, Streptophyta, Magnoliopsida, Poales, Poaceae.
AUGGACGUCGUCGCCGUCGUGACCGGCACCACCGGCCAAGGAAUUCUCCCGGUCGCAGAGUCCCGCCAACCUCUAAGCCUAUUUAAAACUAGCCAGAUCGGGUGCAUCCGAGGAGAGGAGGGAUUAGUUCAGGGAAGUAGUGAUUCCAGUGAUGCUGAUGUCAAGAACAUAUUGGAUGAGGGGACUGUUGGGAAGAGUGAGAACGGAUUGAGGAUGAAUUCAGGUGGUGAUGCAUAUGCCGAAUCUAUUUUACUACAGAGAGCGCAGGAAUCUCUUGAGAAUGAGAUUGAAAACUCUGUGGUGGUUAGGAAGGAAUCAACUGAUGAUUUUGAUGCACAUGAUGAUGGAUGGAGCGAGUUGCUCCACCUUGAGGAACCUGUGGAGGAGGGAAAGGGAAAGGAUCUCGAGUCAAAACUGGAACAGUCAUCAACACUGAUCAACGAGAAAGAUUCAAGAAUACUUGAGCUGGAAGCCCUCGGCAGGACAAGGGUGUGGAGAUGUGCAAUACAAAGUAUCAACAACCUGAUCUUGAAGAGCUCUCUAUGAGCAGCAGAAAUGUCUGCUCAGUGACUACAAGCAGCUCGAACUCAAACUAAGUCCAUCAAAGAACCGGGCACAAGCCAAAAGAGCUCUCAGCGAGUCUUGAUUUUAUUUUUGGUUCUCUUCUAACAUUUUUAUAACCUUUUUUUACCUUGUUGGAGUACAGUUGCUAAGUAGUUAACAAAUUUGAUUAGUUUGAUAUGUGGAAUUCAGUGACGCAAAUAUAAGUUAUCUCAAUUUUUUUUACCAAAUGAUGUGUUUAUUGGACCGAGUCAUAAUGGAACACUUAGCGGUUGCUUAUAUUUUAAUAAUAUUUUAAAAAUAUUUUACCAAAUGAUGUGUUUAUAUUUUAAUAAUAUUUUGGUUUGCUUAUAUGCAUCGCUGUCCCGUGGCAACGC